AUGGAGCAGGCCGGCCAACCGGGCCGGGGGGCAGCGGGUCCUGAGGAGAGACUGGAGGUCGCGGGUCCCAAGGAGAGACCGGAGGCAACGGAUCCCGAGGAGGGAUGGGAGGCUGCGGGUCCGGAGGAGGUGCGGGAGGCGGCAGAGCAGGGACCUGGGGACGGCUUGAGCGGAGAGGAGGGGGCCCGCGUGGAGCCAGCCGGGCCAGGGGGCGGGGAGAUGGCGGUCUCCGAGGGUGGGGCGCCGGCCGGUCUUGCGGUCUGGAGGCGGGGAAAGAGGCGUGGAAACAGGGACGGAGCGAAGGGGAAAGGAAAGCUGCCGGAGGGCAGGAGUGAAAAGGACCCUGGCGAGCACCGGGAGGAGUGGCGGCUGCGGGAUCAGCUGCCGAGCAGGCACAGGGACAGGUGCCUGGAGAAGUGCUGGGAGAGCGCCCAGGAGCGCUACCGGGUGAGGGUGGGGAAGCGCAGGGCCAAGCGCGCGAAGCAGGUUGUCGGGGACCGGGUGGAGUGGAAGUACCCGCUGGAGAGGAAGGCCGGAGGAGGAGGAGGGGAGGAGGCGGCCUGCAGAAGGAAGAGCAGCCCCUUAGAAGUCCAGCAGCAGCAACUCCGGCGGCCCAGAGUCAGAUUCAGCACCUGCCUCAGAUCUCCACGCCUGUCUCAGCUGCGCCUCUCCUGCUGCCUCUCGGGCACUAGUGUCAUUAACGAGCUGGUGAAGAUGGGCGACGCGGAUCUCCUCGAAGUGUUGGCGGAGGAAGGGGAAAAAGUCAAUAAACUAGACUACUCUUUCCAAAUGAGUGAGCAGAGCCUGAGCAGCAGAGAGACCAGCUUUCUCAUCAAUGAAGAAACAAUGUUUCAAAAAAAUCAGCAAAGCAAAGAUUCUAUCUUCUUCCGAGACGGCAUUAGGCAAAUUGAUUUUGUGCUUUCCUAUGUUGAUGACAUAAAGAAAGAUGCAGAGUUAAAGGCGGAAAGAAGAAAAGAGUUUGAAAAAAAUCUCAGAAAAACAGGUCUUGAGUUGGAAAUAGAAGACAAAAGGGACUCUGAAGAUGGAAGAACUUAUUUUGUCAAGAUCCAUGCCCCUUGGGAGGUAUUAGUUACCUAUGCUGAAGUCUUGGGAAUCAAAAUGCCUAUUAAGGAGAGUGAUAUUCCCCGCCCUAAGCACACUCCUAUAAGCUAUGUGCUUGGACCUGUAAGACUCCCGCUGAGUGUGAAGUAUCCCCGUCCUGAAUAUUUUACUGCACAAUUCAGCAGACAUCGGCAGGAGCUCUUCCUUAUCGAAGAUCAGGCAACCUUCUUUCCAUCCUCAUCAAGAAACAGAAUUGUGUACUAUAUUCUUUCAAGAUGUCCUUUCGGCAUAGAAGAUGGGAAGAAAAGGUUUGGGAUUGAAAGACUGCUAAACUCUAAUACUUAUUCAUCUGCCUAUCCACUCCAUGAUGGCCAAUAUUGGAAGCCAUCAGAACCUCCCAAUCCUACCAAUGAAAGAUACACACUUCACCAGAAUUGGGCUCGAUUUUCCUAUUUCUACAAGGAGCAGCCUUUAGACUUGAUUAAGAAUUAUUAUGGAGAAAAAAUUGGUAUCUAUUUUGUCUUUCUUGGAUUUUACACAGAAAUGCUAUUCUUUGCAGCUGUAGUUGGCUUAGCUUGUUUUAUUUAUGGUUUAUUAUCAAUGGAACAUAACACAAGCAGCACUGAAAUCUGUGACCCUGAGAUUGGUGGUCAGAUGAUCAUGUGCCCACUCUGCGAUCAAGUGUGUGAUUAUUGGAGACUAAAUAGUACGUGUUUGGCUUCAAAGUUCUCCCAUUUGUUUGAUAAUGAGUCAACAGUGUUCUUUGCAAUAUUCAUGGGAAUUUGGGUCACCUUAUUUUUGGAGUUUUGGAAACAACGUCAAGCCAGACUGGAAUAUGAGUGGGACCUGGUGGACUUUGAAGAGGAACAGCAGCAGCUUCAGCUGAGACCAGAAUUUGAAGCUAUGUGUAAACACAGGAAAUUGAAUGCAGUGACUAAGGAGAUGGAACCUUACAUGCCUCUAUACACACGUAUUCCAUGGUACUGUCUUUCAGGAGCCACGGUGACAUUAUGGAUGUCUCUUGUCGUCACCAGUAUGGUAGCUGUAAUUGUGUACCGCCUGUCAGUCUUUGCUACAUUUGCUAGUUUCAUGGAAAGUGAUGCAUCCUUAAAGCAGGUCAAAAGCUUCCUUACUCCUCAGAUAACCACAUCACUCACAGGAUCAUGCUUGAACUUUAUUGUCAUCUUGAUCUUGAAUUUCUUUUAUGAAAAGAUAUCUGCCUGGAUCACAAAAAUGGAAAUUCCUCGAACAUACCAGGAGUAUGAGAGCAGUCUUACCUUGAAAAUGUUCCUGUUUCAGUUUGUAAAUUUUUACUCAUCCUGCUUCUACGUAGCUUUCUUUAAAGGGAAGUUCGUAGGCUAUCCCGGAAAAUACACGUAUUUAUUUAAUGAGUGGAGAAGUGAAGAGUGUGAUCCUGGAGGCUGUCUUAUAGAAUUGACAACUCAAUUGACCAUUAUAAUGACCGGGAAACAGAUUUUUGGAAACAUUAAAGAAGCCAUUUAUCCCUUGGCUUUGAAUUGGUGGAGACGCCGAAAAGCUCGGACGAAUUCUGAGAAGCUGUAUAGUCGAUGGGAGCAGGAUCAUGACCUUGAAAGUUUUGGACCCCUUGGGCUUUUCUAUGAGUACUUAGAAACAGUUACUCAAUUUGGAUUUGUUACACUGUUUGUGGCCUCUUUUCCUUUGGCUCCUCUUCUUGCUCUCAUAAAUAAUAUUGUAGAGAUUCGAGUGGAUGCCUGGAAACUUACCACUCAAUACAGGAGAACUGUAGCUUCUAAAGCUCAUAGCAUAGGUGUUUGGCAAGACAUUCUUUAUGGAAUGGCUGUCCUUUCUGUUGCAACUAAUGCCUUUAUUGUUGCAUUUACGUCGGACAUCAUUCCCCGUCUAGUUUACUACUAUGCUUACUCAACAAAUGCCACACAGCCUAUGACAGGAUAUGUGAAUAAUAGCCUGUCAGUAUUCCUGAUAGCUGAUUUUCCAAACCACACUGCACCUUCGGAAAAACGAGACUUCAUCACUUGCAGGUACAGAGAUUACAGAUAUCCUCCUGAUGAUGAGAAUAAAUAUUUUCAUAAUAUGCAAUUCUGGCAUGUCCUUGCUGCCAAGAUGACCUUCAUCAUUGUUAUGGAACAUGUUGUGUUUUUAGUUAAAUUUUUGCUGGCCUGGAUGAUACCUGAUGUUCCAAAAGAUGUUGUGGAGAGAAUCAAGCGAGAAAAGUUAAUGACAAUCAAGAUUCUCCAUGAUUUUGAGCUCAACAAAUUAAAAGAGAACUUGGGAAUUAAUUCUAAUGAAUUUGCCAAGCAUGUCAUGAUUGAGGAAAACAAAGCACAGCUGGCUAAAUCAACAAUCUAAUCAGCAUAAUGAGGAAGCAGCAGGUGGCCUGCCUUACUUCACCUUAUCUUCUGGGUUUAGGGCCAGAUGCCAGAAACCAUGUGUCAAUUUUACCCUUUCUUUUUUUUUUUUCCUUUUUUUUUUAACUCAAAGUUUUUAUACACUUUUAUAGAGGCCAACUUUGUGAUGUUGGAAAUGUACGACUUCUCUGCUUCAUUGACUGGGCCCUCUCUAGAUGUUGUUUUCUGAGGUGCUGUAAAUGACUGUUGAAAGUGCAGGUAAAAUCAGAAUACUGGGAAAUUAUGGAGUCUUGCAGUUUAGUAAGAAACACUGGCCUUGGGCUGUCCCAUCACUUUCCAGUGCAUCUAUUUAUUUUUAUGGUCUUCUCUUGGGUUAUUUGAUACCUCCUUCCCCAUUAAGAAAAAUGUUGGGGCAAAAAGAAAGGAAUCAGAGAGACUGACUGAGCUCUAUAUAUCCUAUCAUUUUAAAAUAUGCAAAUACAUUGCCAAGAUCAGAUGACAUAAGAAAACUCACACAUUAAGGUGUUAAUGUAUCAUAGCAGAGGUUUAUUCCUGACACAUUCAACUACCAUCAGAAUCCCAGAUAGUUCUUCCUGGUAAAUGCAGAAUUCCUUUUCUGGAGACUGAAAUUUUGGGUUUCAACAUAAAACAACUUGGUUCUUAGAGAUAAUAAUUUGGUUAUAAUAGUUUCAAGACUGAUCUUAUCUGGAAAACAACAUUAUGAAGCUGUUAGAUUGCUUCAGGUUCUCAAGCAAAGAUACAAUAGAGAAGUAAAUGUGUUUUCUUAGUAUUUAAUGGAUGCAAGACAAUGUAUAUUGAUUAAUUUGUUGAUUUUAAUUUAGAAAAUUGUUAAAUUAUUUCUUAAAAAUCACUUUUCUUCUGGAAUGCCAAUUUCGCAUCAUGAAGCCUUUUUGUAUAAGUUAGGUACAAGUUGUUUAUGAUAAACAUUUCUUUGCUUUAAAAUAAUUGCAAAUCUUUUAAUACGUUUACAAUCUUUUCUAUUGAUGUCAUCUUACACAAUGCUCAGUGCCUUGUUCCAAUACCUCUGACACACAAGAAGUCAUGUUGUUAGCUAGUGAUUUGAUGUGAUGUAACAUCUUAAAUGUAAGCUUGUCUUAAAGAAAUUGUCAGUGUAAUAACCACAGUCUUGAACACCAAAAGUGAAUCAACCAACUAAGAAUGAGUUCAUGGACUUAAUAAUCUAAAGGGGAAAAAAAUGUUUGUUGAAUUAUUCCUCUCAAACUUAGGCUUGUGUUACAUGCACAAAAAUCCUUGUUCUUUUUUCACUUAAAAAAAAAACUAAAUAUGUAUAAAUUUGUGUAUCUAUAUACACACACAUAUCUAUAUAAUUAUUAGCACUAGAGUGAUAUAGUCCAGUUAUGUAGUAUUUGAAUCUCUAGUUUCAAAUUAUAAUUCACCUCCAAAAGAACAUUGUUUUUUAAUCACACAUGUAAGAAAUUUUAUCACAAUAUUUAAAACUAAUAUUUCAUUAUCUAAUGCUAAUAAAGUAUUGUGGUACUGCCAGUAUUAAAUAUAUGGCAGAAGGUAUUAACUACUGAUCAAUAGUAAGCAUAUAGAACUGGGGAUUAUGGAUUUUAUAAACUAUGUGACAGUCACCCCAGUUUGGACUGGGACUAAUCCCCAGUACUGAUUUGUCAUCCACUGAGUAGACCUUAUGAAUACUUUUGGGUAAUUUGAAAUGAUCUCAUUAUUGAAAGAUGAGUUCAUAUGUAGAGGAGAUAAUAUUUCUUUCUUGAAAAAACAAGUCAGGGUUACCAUGAUGUGUGCCACCAGUGCAGGAUCUUUGGCUUGUCAAAUCAGAUUCUCCAUUGCUGCAGGGUACAGUGCACACCGCUCAUAUUGCUUCCUUCCUGGGUGCUGAUAAAAAUAAGAAAGAGCAUGGAAAUUGGUUUCUUGAAUAUAAGCUUUAAUUUUUAAGGCUUAAAAGUAUUCAUAGAGGUAGACUGUAUGGUAAAUAAAGACAAAUUUAAUUCACAAAGUUAUCUGUACACUGCAAUUUUAAAAUAUACCAACUAAAUUAUUGGGUUUCUGGAAGUGAAUGGAGAAAACAGCAAGGGAAUAAAUCGUUUUUAAGAUAAGUAAAUAAUUCCCAUGAUUGAUAGAUAUUUUCCUUUUAAAAUGUUAUGGACUGAUAUUUUUUAUUCACCUUUAAAUUUCUUACCAAGAAGUUUAUCUUUGUUUUUCAGAUUUAAAAAUGAAAUACAGGUAUUCCUCACUUUCCUGAAAACAUGCUAACCAAAAUCAGGAGCCAAACCAAUUUAGAUAGAUGUGUCUCAUCUAAUUAAACCCAUUGGUUUUUAUGGGAGGGCUGCAUUAAGAGUGCCCAACCACCACAUAUAAGUUGAUAAUUACCAGCAUGGCAGGUGAUUUUAUCCACUGACCAAGCACAUAGUUUUAUUUUCAGAAUGAUCUAGGGAACAUUUGAGAUUUUAUGUGAAAUAAAAUUUUAAGUGCCAAAGCCAAAAAAAUACUUAACUCUUUUCAAAUGCCCUCUUUCAUCCUUGCCUUCAUCAACUUUCCUUUGCACACAGGAAGCAAAAUCUACUUCAAAACAUUUAUUUUAGAGGAAUCCAUUAAGAAGGGAUUGUUUUACUUAAAUGAAAUGCUGUCUUAUUUUUGCUGUGUCUUUUGACACCUCUUAGCUUUGACAUUCUUCUUUUAACCAAGCCAUUAUGCAAGUUAUCCAAGAAGAGGAAAAGGAAAGAAGGACAGAUGAAAGUGAUGGGAGAUGAGAAAGAGGAGGAGUGAGGAAAGAGUCAUUUCCUUAUGAAUCCUGUGUGUGUGUCUUUGGAAGAAAGAGCUGUUCCGAGGAAGCUUGGUCCAGCUGUGGUUAAGAGGUAUAUCUCUUUAAAAAGACACCUAAUGAAAGUGAGAGAAAAGCUAAAGAAAAUUUCAAUGUGACAACUAUUAUGUGUCAAAAUAAAACAGAUUCCAAAGUGAUUUUGUAGUGUUGGGCGCUAUGAGUAGGUAUGGAUCUCUGUUGAUUGACUCCAGUUGAAGGUGAGAAAUCUGUACCAAUCAUUCAAAAAGGGAAUCUACUGUUUUGAAAGAAACUCUCUCAUAUUUCCUUUAAAUUGUUAAUAGUUGUUAUGUAACUAAAGAAUGUUAUGAAGAAAAAUAGCAUUGCAAAAAGUACCAUUGGCCAGGCUUACAAGUCAGCCACAAUGAAUCGGUAUAACUACUGUGUUAUUCUUUUUCUAGACAAAUUUUGACUCUUCUACUUUUAUGUGUAAUAAUUCCAGUAUUCUAUUUAUUUCAGCAUUAUGUGAAAAAUGAUGAGAAUGUUAAAAAGAAAAUAAUAGUGUGGUUUAAUUGGUGUGAGAUACCUGCUUCCAUCCUCCUCAAAGGUUUGACUGGGUUUAUCUCUCCUAUGUGUGAGAUUAUGUACCCUGGUGUUAACACAGGAAGUGAGUGCUCCUUUUUAAAAUUUCUUUCUUCCAAGUUUUUUUUCCAGGAAGACUAAUAUGCAGUUAUGCAGGAAAAGCUGUCUUAAAUAAUGUGUACAUAAAUCUCAAGAGAAUCAAAUUCACACAGUGAAUAAAGUAAUACUUAAUAUUAAACUACA
Molecule: messenger RNA, 6996 nt
Organism: Nomascus leucogenys (northern white-cheeked gibbon)
Lineage: Eukaryota; Metazoa; Chordata; Mammalia; Primates; Hylobatidae
Gene: ANO5
Product: anoctamin 5
Biological process (GO): chloride transmembrane transport
Cellular component (GO): plasma membrane
Molecular function (GO): chloride channel activity; protein dimerization activity
Source: RefSeq, a predicted model, not a curated record